UUACCCAUAUGAGAGUACGAUACUGAAUGUGCUAGCUAGCUACAUUGAAAACUACUAUAACCCGACGUUGGCUCAAGUAGUUAACUACGUAUUAGCUCAUAUAUGAUAAUCUGGCCAAUUUCUAACUUUGUUUCUUUUUGAGUAAAAAACUAGCUAACUAGCUAUAAACCUUAAACUUCCUAGUCAACUAUUAAUAACAAUUGUGUGUGUAUGUCUGUUAGCGAGCUACACAUCUAGCUAGCUAAGAUAACACACUGAACACCAGACGUUUUGAUUCGCCGCGUAUAUAAUUUUGCUCUAUCACAUGUUAUAUUACAGCAUUUCUAUUUAUUUAAAGCCACCAGUUCCUCAAUAGGAUGGCACAAGCAAACGAUUCUGAUAGAGCAGUAGGACCUGGCCCGACGUUCCCUUUCAAGUCUACAGAGUCAAGUGAAAGGACAGUGUCAGAAAGAGAACUAGAGAAACUGAAAAAUGACCGGAUAUUGGUGUCCGAUUUUAAGCAGAAAAAAAUCGAGAUGGAGGCUCAGAAAAAUUGGGACUUAUUUUACAAAAGGAAUACCACAAAUUUUUUUAAGGACAGGCAUUGGACGACAAGAGAAUUUGAGGAGCUUAAAGCAUGCAGAAAGUUUGAUGCCCAGAAGCUGAUCAUGCUGGAGGCUGGAUGUGGAGUGGGAAAUUGCAUCUUCCCUUUGUUGGAAGAGGAUCUCAAUAUAUUCAUCUAUGCCUGUGAUUUCUCACCUCGAGCUGUACAGUUUGUGAAGGAAAAUCACCUGUACUGCUCAGAGCAAUGUCUGGCAUUUCAGUGUGACUUGACUAAAGAUGACCUGAAAGCCACCAUCCCAGAAGAAAGUCUGCAUGUGGUCACCCUGGUAUUUGUUUUAUCAGCCAUUCAUCCUGACAAAAUGCGACACGCCCUUGAAAACAUUCAUAAGGUCCUAAAAGUCGGAGGUAUAGUCUUGUUCAGGGACUAUGGCCUCUAUGACCAUGCCAUGUUGAGGUUUAAGUCAGCCAGCAAACUUGGGGAGAAUUUCUAUGUAAGACAGGACGGCACUCGCUCCUUUUUCUUCUCCAGAGAGUAUCUUGCCAACCUCUUUCACCAGGCGGGAUUUCACACACUUGUAAAUGAGUAUGUUCUGAGGGAAACUGUGAACAAAAGGGAAGGACUUUGUGUUCCCCGAGUAUUUCUCCAGGGUAAAUUCCAAAAAUGUACCAGAAAUGCCUGUCAGUGAUCCACAAUCAUAUUUUUUAUCUAUAUGUUUGAACCUGUUUAUUUUUGAUGUAUGCAUUUUACUCUAUUAAUUGGAUGGAUCAACUUUCAAAACAGUUAAAGUUUUUGUAUGAUGUUAUUAAAUAACCUUUCACUGGUACUGGUAAUGAGAUACUAGCAUAUCAAGUUAUAUGGUUAGAAAUAAGAAUUAGCCAUACCUGUAUCAUCUUUGAACACAUGAGGGCAGCAAUUGCUUUGCCCCCCCCCCCCCCCCCAGCGUGCGGGGUCUCUCUCUCUCUGAACUGAGAUUAUAGAGAGACUAGUAUGUACAGAUAUAGUGUGUCAGGGUGAUAUAAAAUGGUAAAACACUGGUGUGUGUGAAAUGGAUGCGCUAUUAGCUGAAGUCACGAUACCAGGCCAAUAAAGGAAAUUAUAUUUUGUUGAUAAUUAGAUUUAGGUAAUGUUCUACAGCACCAUAGGUUUUCCUCCCAGUGAACAUCCAACUAAUCAAUACAUGUCAUGUUUUCUGCUUCCUGUGGAGACAGCCUGUGUAUAGUUUGUGCACUUGCUCAAGGGUCAAUUAUUUUUGCUGCUCUUUCUUUUUAGGUUAGUAGUCAAGAGUUUGAAUACUAGAACAUCUUGUGCUUUUCUAAAUGUAAAUGCCAUUACAUUAAGAUGCUAGGUCCUGUUUGAGAUCUUAAGUGAGGAAAUUCCCUUAAAUAGUUGUUCCCAUCGUGAUUGUCUUUUAUUGUUUUUUUAAGAUGAUUUAAAUGCUACUCUGGGCACAGCAAAAGUAAUCUGAGGUUAACAUAAUUAUCUGUAUUCACCCUGUAAAAAAUUGUGUAACAGAAGUGUUUAAAGUGUGAUCAAAUUUG
Messenger RNA from Electrophorus electricus (electric eel), 2082 nucleotides. RefSeq names its product methyltransferase 6, methylcytidine (gene mettl6). The record is from RefSeq and is a predicted model, not a curated record. NCBI's taxonomy places the organism in Eukaryota, Metazoa, Chordata, Actinopteri, Gymnotiformes, Gymnotidae.